UUUAUCAUUUUCAGGUGACAUACAAAUGGAGGGCAGUAGCCCAAUUGCUCCCCACCGUGGUUUCAACAGAAAAGCGCGAGUUACUCUUCUCGAUAAGACUGAAAUCGACAGAGUGAUGCCAAAGUCUUCGAGCGAGUUCGACAUUCGCAAGAAACUCAACAGCAUGGCGAGCCGUAAGAAGGACAGCAGCGAUAGCUCUCCGAAAAGCCAGUGCUCAGUGAGCUCAAUUCCUGAGCAUCCUACUUUCGAUAGUAUCGGUGAGCGUCCAAACGUGAAGAAACAUAUGAAACUUGGAGAUCUUGGAAAAACUCGUUCAUGCGUUGAGCUGAAAACUAACGAUAAACGACUUUUACGCACGUUCCAAGAGGACAACAUAAUCAAGAUGCCAAGCAUGGAUUCAGAUAUUGGGGACGAUCAUGUCACUGGUGUCAAUGAUCUAUGCCUCAGUUUUGAAGGUCUCGGAAAGUCUCUCAUAUACUCCCAAUCUGACGACAACAACUCCAAUGACGUCAAGAGCAAAAAAGCAAAGAAUUGAACUGAGAAUGCUGACGGAUGUUCAACGUCGCCCUAACUUUUUGUGAUUCUAUUCAUUAAAUGACGACUAUUUUUCUCAUGGAAUACCUUAUAAUAUUUUGAUUUAAAAACUUUAAAGCAACUAAUUAGAAUAAAACCGCCAGAAUGAAUAUACCGAAUCUCACAAAUACAAUUUCCCAUCGGUUAUAAAACCUGUCUUUUU
This is a messenger RNA of Caenorhabditis elegans, 736 nucleotides long. RefSeq lists its product as uncharacterized. Bases 26 to 535 code for a protein of 169 amino acids. The transcript is spliced from 4 exons. The record is from RefSeq and is marked reviewed. Lineage: Eukaryota; Metazoa; Nematoda; Chromadorea; Rhabditida; Rhabditidae.